CAGGCGCAGCAGUCCCACGAUUGAACGAUGCGGUUGACACGGUUAUUCUACACGACGUUACUAAUUGGCAUAUUGCAGAUAACGGUGGCCGACGAUCAGGUGGAGGUGGUCAAAGCCAUCAGUCCCGGCGAUGAGGUGGAGAAGCGGGAGAACGAUUCGGACCAGGUGGCACUGGAGUCGGUCGAUUCGGACCACCAGGGAUCGUCGUCGGUGCAUUCGUUUCCGCAGCACAUCCCGCUGUCGAUAGGGCACGGGCCGGGACCGCAGCCGCAUGGACCGGGCCCGGCUGGCCAGCACGGACCGAUCCAUGGCCAUGGACCGAGUAGGGGUUCCCCUCACGGUCACGGUCAACUGUACGGUCCUCCACCACCUCAACAGCAGCUGCCGGCGGCUCACGCCUACCACGGGCCACCACCUCCGCUGCCUCCGCAACAGAAGCUGCAGCAGAACGAUCUGGGUCCGGAGAAGCUCUACGGUGCUCCCCUCGGCGGGAACGACCUGUGGUCUUCACCGCUCCAGGACAUGCCCAAGAUCGUUUCACUGGACGUGAAAUGUGAAAAGCAGGGCAUGAAAGUGUUCGUCCAGUUCGAUAAACCAUUCUUCGGAAUCAUCUUCUCCAAGGGGCAUUACAGCAAUAUCAAUUGCGUUCACUUGCCAGCAGGGCUGGGCAAGAGUUCGGCUACUUUCGAUAUCGGAAUACACGCGUGUGGAACGGCUGGCAACACGGAUCAGGCGUUGUACAACGGGUACUCGGGAACGGAAUCGGGAUCGGGAUCUUACUUUGAGAAUAUAAUUGUGCUACAGUACGAUCCUCAGGUGCAGGAAGUUUGGGAUCAGGCCAGAAAGCUGCGCUGUACGUGGCACGAUCAGUACGAGAAGAGCGUGACGUUCCGGCCGUUCCCCGUGGAUAUGUUGGACGUGAUUCGGGCGGACUUUGCCGGAGAUAAUGUGGGCUGCUGGAUGCAGAUUCAGGUCGGAAAGGGACCAUGGGCUUCGGAGGUCUCCGGAUUGGUGAAGAUCGGACAGACAAUGACGAUGGUGCUGGCGAUCAAGGACGAUGAUAGCAAGUUCGACAUGCUGGUGAGGAACUGUAUGGCUCACGAUGGUAAGCGUGCUCCGAUUCAGUUGGUGGAUCAACGAGGCUGCGUCACCCGACCGAAGUUGAUGUCUCGGUUUACAAAGAUCAAGAACUUCGGAGCAAGCGCUUCGGUGCUGUCGUAUGCUCACUUCCAAGCAUUUAAGUUCCCCGAUUCGAUGGAGGUUCACUUCCAAUGCACGAUUCAGAUCUGUCGCUACCAGUGUCCGGAGCAGUGUACCGAUCCUGGUAUUCUGGAUGUUCAUCACUUGUCCGGAGGACCGGAACAUCAGCAGUACGGACCGCCACCACCACCACAGUCGCUGGAUGCCCAUGUGUUCGCCAACCGGAAGCGGGACGAUCGUCGCAUCCGUCGAACUCGUGCCGCUGGCGAUCAGGAAGAGAAGGAAGAUGUCGGAAUGAAGCGUAUCAUCCGGGUUGUGUCACCGGGAGAUUUGACAUUCCCGAUCGGUAGCCAGAACAGUACCAACGACUCCACCAUGAUAUUCCCGGCUCGCGAAGAGGGUCUGAUCUGCAUGACGACUCCGGGAUUCACGGUAACGAUCGUUAUCCUGCUGUCGAUCCUACUGGCCUCGUGUGUGACGUCCGCGUUCCUGUGCAUACGGCUGAAGCCGUUUUCGUUCUCAUCGAGGAAAGAACGAGCGGUUUCGUUCACCAAUCCACACCUGAGCCCGUCGACGGCCUCGAUCGUAUCCAGCGGACCCAGCUCGAUGGUCAGCGGUACGCUCAAGUCCACCAAGUCAGUCAAAUCGAGGAAUUUCUACUCGUAGAAGACUGAUCGCAUGGUACAUCUACGUAAGCACACACUCACAAGCACACAGAAACACAAUAGUUGACAUAUGAAGCUAACACAUACACGUAUACAAACACAGUAAUGCACAUAACUCUAAUCUGUAAGUACAAGGUUCUCAGUGUUGAACGCAACUCCUCCAUCUAAUCACAAGUCACAAGGAAAAAUAGACAAGACAAAAACAAACAAACAA
This is a messenger RNA of Ochlerotatus camptorhynchus, 2079 nucleotides long. It is a transcript of the gene dy, whose product is annotated as dusky. The transcript is spliced from 3 exons. Lineage: Eukaryota; Metazoa; Arthropoda; Insecta; Diptera; Culicidae. Bases 28 to 1866 code for a protein of 612 amino acids. The record is from RefSeq and is a predicted model, not a curated record.